AAUACCAAACACACACACACACAUAUAUACUAUAAAAUAUAAAACACAAGCGAAUUAUAAAAUAAUAUAAAUUUUUAAUAAAAAUCAUGAAUACGUCGAUCGAUAGUGUGAGUAAUACUCGCAACUCGCAACUUACAGUACUCACACUCUUAUCCCUAAUAUCGAUGGUUUCUAUGACAACGCUGAGGCCGCGAAUGAGAAAACAUUGACAUGAAACGAAACUGAAGUGUAAAAGUUUAUGUACUUUACGUCAGGUUAUCGUGACUAUAGUGAAUGAACACAAGUUUUAAUUUUUCGCGAAAAUGUCCUACCGUGAUUUACGUAGUACGUAUAUAAAUAUAAAAUUAUUAAUAUAGAUAUACAUGUAUACAAACAAAAUCGUAAUGCGAUUUACCUUUUUUUCGCUCUCGACUAUAGAUUUUACGGAGAUGAUGAGGGUUUUGGGUUAUCCGAGGUUAAUUUCCAUCGCGAAUUUUCGCGUACCGAAUUUUCCCUUGGUCGCGGAGAUUCUAGUUUGGUUGGUAAAACGAUUCGAUCCAGAGGUUGAUAUAUCCAGCGAUCACGAUACUGAAGAACAACGUGUAGCAUUGAUACGUACCGUUGCUGAAUUUAUGGCAUUGAAGACAAAUGUAAAAUUAAAUACCAAGAAGUUAUAUCAAGCUGAUGGUUACGCGGUGAAGGAGAUGUUGAAGAUAGCAACAUUAUUGUAUGACGCGCAAAGCAAUAGCAGCACUGAACAGAAUCAACUGAGUGGUAAUCAAAAUGCGGUAGAUUUCGACAUAUCCGAUAAAAUUAACAAGCUGAAAACAACUCGGCAGCUGGCGAGUCAGUUGACCAUCAACGGGGCGACUCUCUUCGAUUUACUUGGCCGAGAAGUGGAACUUCGUGAGAUUCGCAAUAUGAAAAUCGCGAGACAAUUCGAUACUUCGGAAAUUGAAGUAGCUUUGAAGGAUGUCAUUGAGAACACUCGUAAAGAGAUCAGUGAAACAAAAAAGCAAAUUGAUAAUGUUAAGGAUACAGAACAAAAUUUAGAUGUAAGAAUAGAGAGACGGAAAACGGAACUCGAUAGGAAUCAAAAGAGACUUCAUACAUUGAAAAAAGUUCGUCCGGCAUUCAUGGAGGAAUUUGAGAAGCUGGAAGUCGAAUUCAGAGCUUUGUAUGAUGAUUAUUUACAAAAAUUUCGGUAUCUAGCGUAUCUGGAACAUUUGUACGAAGACACGGCUAAAAUGGAGCAAGAAAAAUUCGAAAGACGGCAAGCUGCAACAAAGAAGCAACUGGAACAAAUGAGAGGCGAAGAUACGGAUUUCGAAAGCAUGAUGGAAGGGAACGAUUCUAUAUUUGCUUCAAAUCUUCAAGAGCCUCUUGUUACUCCCCUUACAAAUCCGGAAACUGCAGCGGCAGAAAAAUCUGGUCAAUCCACUCGUGUCAAGCCAAGCACUGGAAGAGGGUCAAAGAUGCAAUAUACCCAGCGGCGCAUUUACGGUAGUAUGUCUGGACGGCAAAGAGGCACGAUCCAAGAAUCAAAUAACAGCGACGGCUCGCUGGAUAGUGAUAGUGAUUUACUGAUUGAUGGUGAUCUCGAUGACGAUGAUGACGAAGAUCUUCUAAAUUCUGUAGGUCCGACGGAUAUGGAUAAUUAUAAUGUCAAAGCCGCUCAAGAAAAGCGGUCCGUUAGUAAAAUAGAAAGACAUUCGGAUGAUGAUUUUUAAUAUAUAUAUAAUGUAAUUUCUACCGAUUAUCUGAUUAUUUUUAUAUAUUAAAUGUUAAAUAUUAAAUGAAAAAAUAAACAGUGAUUAAUAAAAUUAACAAGUUUAAUUUAAAAAAAUUAAUGCAAAAAAACUUGGCGCUUAUUGCGCCAAUCAAAGUUAUGUUUUUAUAAGAAUAAAAAUUAUUGAUCUCUCA
Monomorium pharaonis (pharaoh ant) is the source of this 1902-nucleotide messenger RNA. RefSeq names its product clusterin-associated protein 1 (gene Cluap1). Gene Ontology annotation, cellular component: intraciliary transport particle B; centrosome; cilium. Gene Ontology annotation, biological process: cilium assembly. The record is from RefSeq and is a predicted model, not a curated record. The coding region runs from base 363 to 1709 and encodes 448 amino acids. The transcript is spliced from 5 exons. NCBI's taxonomy places the organism in Eukaryota, Metazoa, Arthropoda, Insecta, Hymenoptera, Formicidae.